UGUCUAGCGGCGGCGGUCAAGGUAUAAAUUAUCACUAGAUCCAGCCUACCCCAAUCAUAUUGUACGGAGCAAUAUGCCGUGUUCAAUUAUGAAGUUAAAGCCUGUGUUAUUAGUGAUGCGGAGACAGCCCGGUAACCGCCCAGUACACUCUCCGAUGAAAGCGAUCAACUUUUAUCCUUACUAGCCAGUGAGCCACUUUGGAUACUACAGUAUGUGAAGCCGUUUCUACUACCACGAUUCAUAUCCCAAGCCAGUCGACCAGGAAGGUCUAUUCCAUCACACAGGAUUUGAACUUUAUCCUUUGAGCUAGCAGAAGUUGCUUUGAGACGAUUAACCGGCGCUACCCAUAUGCCGGUAUUUGCAGCAUCUUUCUGUUUUUUAUCAACCGCGGCAGAGCCAGAUAUUCCAAUGUAAAAGCCCUGACUAUUAAGCAAAUUUUUCCUCACGCCUUUUAAAACGACCACCAUGAAGCAUCACUGGAAAUAUUCUGUUUUCUUUUUCUUCUAUACCGCCAUACUACGCCCUAUUUCCUCCCAGCUAUGUCCAGAAAAGUGCACGUGUCAAUGGAUAAACGGCUAUUACACAGCCGACUGUAGCCAGCGCAACCUCACCAGCAUUCCGGCGGACAUCCCGUCCAACGUGAUCGUUCUUAAUUUAAGCGGUAACCAGCUUCGGCACAUUGAAAACGCCACAUUUACCCGCAACAAUCUCGCUCAUUUGCUCAAGCUAGACUUAUCCUACUGUCACACAGCAACAAUCGAUUCAUUAGCCUUCAUCGGUAUGAGCAAUUUGCGUGAACUGAAUCUGGCCGGCAAUCAGCUACAGCAACUGCCCAGCGCCAUCUUCACCGACAUACGCAAUCUCCGUGUCUUAUCCCUGCGUCACAAUCACCUCCAAACAAUCCCCAAUUUGGCUUUUAACCAGCUCAACCAGCUGGAGACACUGGACAUGCAGUAUAGUCAAAUUCAUCAUGUUGAUCAAGAGGGAUUGCGCGGAUUAGACCAACUGAGAUCACUACAGCUUAAUGGUAACCAACUGCGCCGAUUAACACUGGCCACACUCGCACCGCUCAAAUCACUGCAACAACUCGAUCUGCAUAAUAAUCCCUGGGACUGUAAUUGUCAUGUCCGUGAUGUCAAUGCAUGGAUGCGGCAGCGCCGUGUUGGCAGUGGAUUCCUUCCGAUGUGCCACGAACCGGUAGAAUUUCGUGGCCGAAAUUGGGAUCAAAUUUCAAUAGAAAAGUUCGCCUGCACCCCUGAAAUUCUCUCCUUAGAAGCUUUCAAUAUCCUUCCCGGUCAGAAUAUUUCCGUUGAGUGUUCGGUUUUUGGUGACCCCAUUCCGGAAAUCUUCUGGUAUUUCAACGACAAUCCUGUCAAUUUCAGUAAUACCAAAUACGAAAGCUACUCCCAGAACAUUACCACGCAUUUCAUCCAUAUGCUAAUUAUCCGCAAUGCUAGCGAAGAGGAGGACGGGGGAAAUUAUCGAUGUUUCGCUACCAACUGGGCGGGCAACACGACCGGUAUAAUGCCGCUCUUUCAAUCAAGUGGAAUCUUAAGUGCCACUGAAGCAACCAUUCUCCUAAUUGUUUUGCUGCUCAUAAUUUUCCCGAUUAUGAUUCUAGCAAUAUACUACUGCAAAUACAAACAGCAUCCGCCCAAACUGUGUUCAACGCUGUGGAAACACACACCUGGUAUUCCAGAUAAAUUUCGCUGUGUGACCUAUUACAAAACUUCCGAUGCCAUGCUGACACCGCCGUCAAAACCGGAAGAAUCGCUCCUCUUACUCACUCGCACCGAGCCCAACAAAGAAACAACAAUCAACGUAAUUGAGUGUCAAAACCCGCCGAGUGACGCUGUUGUUCCGCCGCCAUAUGGAGGCAGUAAUGCGUAUCAAAUUUCCGAUACCAGUGAGGAGGAUAAGGAUUCUGGUAUACAGCACGAGGAAGAGAACAGCAGUGUGAGAAAUGAUAGCAGCAACGGCACGCCGCAAGAUUUAUUCACAGAUUCGGAUCAUGAAUCUGUGAGCAAAAGCCGAACUGUCACAUUUUCGCCUAAUACCAGCGUCUACACCAAUUCUAUGCGAAGAUCGCCAGGCCCGGCAAAAAUCGCAGUUAAUUGUUUACCGGGUUAUGACCCGUAUUUAGGCACCGAAGUGUAAAAUUUAUUAAUAAAUACUUUAUUACAGCAUUAUUACUCUCGACUUUAGGUCGCUAUGUGCUCGAUAACUUCGGAAAAUGAUGCAUUUACGUACACUUGUGUUACUGAUAUGUGAGAUCCGAAUUCACUACAAAUGGACCAAAUGUUUUAGAAAUAAACU
This is a messenger RNA of Paramacrobiotus metropolitanus, 2316 nucleotides long. RefSeq names its product amphoterin-induced protein 1-like. The transcript is spliced from 2 exons. The record is from RefSeq and is a predicted model, not a curated record. Lineage: Eukaryota; Metazoa; Tardigrada; Eutardigrada; Parachela; Macrobiotidae. Gene Ontology annotation, molecular function: protein binding. Bases 466 to 2157 code for a protein of 563 amino acids.